CGCCGAUCCCCGUGAUCCUCUGCCGCGGGGUGCACAUGAGAGAGGACAGGCAUGGCGCAAAGAGCAGAGGGCGAGGUGAAGGAGGCAGACCAGAUCUUUCUGCUGAUGAAGGAAGAGUAUCGAAUUUCUCGGAAUGUGCGCUUGGCCUGGUUCCUUGGGAAACUCAAUCAAGUCAUCUGGCCGGUGUCUACUCCAGAGCUGUUGCAUUCGGAGAAUGAGCUGGACCUGCUGAGCAUCCUGCCUAAAGGCUGGCAGCCUGAGCCCAAUGACUCUGCUCAGCCUUAUGUACUGGUGCCCUCCACCAGAGCCUCCUUCUUGGCUCGGAGGUACCGCUUCGUCAUCCAGCUGGACCUCAGCCCCUCCACCAGGAUAGUGGAUGAUGGCACCGGGGAGAUGAUUUUUGAUGAGGUCUUCCACGCUCUGUCCCGAUGUUUGACAGGUCUAGUCCAGCCUUUUAAAGUCCCAGGCACUGAGCAGUUAUUCCGACCCAACAUCUUCAUCACCAUCCUGGCCUACUCCUCCAUCAUCGGUCUCAGCUCGCAUCAGGUCCUCAUUCAGGGCUGUCAGCUGGAGCGCACAGACUUGGACGUUUUCUUGAAGAACAUCUACCACCAGCUGAGGGCUCUGGAGAACAGUAUCGCUGAAGUGCUGCACCAGCAAUACUUGCAGGCCAAAGCAGCUGUCCCGGGCCCAGAGGAACGAGGGGGGGCCUGGUCUAGUCCCUCGGCAGUGUCCAUGGUGUCUGCAGACAUGGGCCUAGUCAGUAUGAUCCGUCAGGGCAUCCUGGCUUUGCAGCUUCUGCCCCCCAACUCCAGCGCAGGCAUCAUCCUGAUCACAGAUGGAGUGAGCAGUGUUCCAGAUGUGGCCAUGUGUGAGACUCUGCUCAACCAGCUCCGCAGCAGCACUAUCACCUGCUCCUUCGUCCAGGUGGGGGGCUCCUACUCGUAUGACUGCAGCUUCGGCUACAUCCCCAAUGUGGAGCUGAUGAAGUUCAUGUCCCUGGCCACGUUUGGCUCGUACCUGCCCAGUUGUCCCGAGGUACACCCAGGCAGUGAAGACAUGAACGCCUACCACCGAGCCUUCCUAACCUACUCCUUCCUCAAACACCCCGAGUCCACCAAUGCAGAGUAUUUCAGUGUAUCACAGCACAAGCUGUUCAACGAGCACCUGGUGUCUGCCAGUGGGAACCCGGCGCUGGUGAUGAGGAGGAAGAAGCACACUGAGAAGGAGGUGCAGGCACACCUGGUGAGUGUGGUGUCUGUGAGACUGCGUGAAGGCUACACCAUCCGCGAUGUCAACCUCUCCAAAGGAGGGAGCCAACUGGAGGUGAAGCUGGUGUUGCUAUGGAAACACAACAUGCACAUAGAGUAUGUUGCGUCGGCGCCCUGGCCCUUGGACCCGGCCAAGAGGAGCACCCGGGUAGAGGUGACCAUGGAGGGCAGCUACGACAUCCUCCAUGACAUCAGCUGUACCCAGAGGAAGCCCAUCACCAGCCCCUACCGCACAUGUGUCAUCCGCCGCUUCUGGAACACCCUGCAAAGUAUUAACCAAACAGAUCAGAUGCUGGUGCACUUGCAAUCCUUUAACUCCAUCCCUGAGAACUACACCAUCCCUGAAAGCACCAAGAAUGGAGUGCCUCUGUUCUACAUUCCUCCUGGUUCCACCACCCCAGUCUUGUCCCAACAGCACAGCGGCUCCAAAGACUCAUCUCAGUCCCAGUUUGCAGCCUACUGGAAACCCAUCCUGUCCAUGGAUGCCAACUUUUGGCAGAGGUGGCUGCACAUGCACCGCAUCGCCAUCAUCCUGGAGCAUGACAUGCCGGUUCCAAAGCACGUGCACACGCCUGGGAGUAAUGGUCGCUACAGCACCAUCCAGUGUCGCAUCUCUCACUCAGCCCUGACAUCUCUGCUCCGAGACUGCUCCAGCUUUGUGCUGGUGGAGGGCUACUCCUAUGUCAAGCUCAUCUAUAGCUCUCCUGACCAGCCCCCCUCCUCUUUCUACCUGGUGCGCCUCAUCUCCAAAGCCCCCUGCAUGGUACUGCGUCUGGGCUUCCCGAUCGGAACCCCUGCUCAUAUCAGGAACAAGAUUGUGGAUAAACUGAAAGAGCAGAUCCUCAAGCUGCGUUUUCCACAUCGAGUUCAGAGCAAGGAGGCAACCCCAAAGAUUAAGAGGAAAGCUGUGAUACAGCAGUCCCCUUCCAAAGGGCCCCCCAGUGCAGCCCUCCAGCCCUGCCUGUCAGACCGGCCCUGUGUGGUGGUCCUCAACAAGCCUCUGGAGAAGCUGCUCAUCAGAUAUGAGAAGCUGCCUCUGGACUUCCGGAUGCCGUACAUUUUCAGCACGGAGAACUGUCCUCAUCCGUGUGGUGGAACAGCUCCUCUCAGUGUGGCAGCCAACCGCACCGCCUCCUCCACGCUGGCCUCACUCACCCGAUACUUCCUGCACCGGCGCUGGGUGUGGGCUGUGCAGGGAACCCAGGGGCCCACUGUGCCCAUCCAGGCUGUGGCCCAUAUCCUCUCCAUGCUGUCUGAAAUCCGUGUGUCUGAGGGCUUCCACUUCGCUGCCAGCGGUGAAGGCAUCGUGAACAUGGUGAUUGAGCUGCCCAUGAGCUUCUCCUCAGAAACGGACACGGAGAGCCCCUCCUGCAUCGUCCAGUACAUCAUGUUCCCCCCGCACUCGAUCUCCACCAAAGACAGCUUCUCCACAGAUGACGAUAACGACACUGAGCUGGAGGCGCUGGACGUGGACUCUGAUCUAAGCCUGGUGACCGAGUGCUGGGUGGAGCCUCAGAGCGGCUCAGUGCUGCCCCCCUCAGAGCAGCUACGUCAUCUCCAGGGUCUGCAAUACCAGCAGAUACCCCAGGCAAUCUUCCCUGGAGACCUGGCCUGCAUGUCCACCAUGAUGACCUUUGAACACUUGAGCCAGCUGUGCCAUAAAAAGGAGCAGGUGUGUUCACUGCCCCCCACAGUUCAGGAGGUCACAGGAGAGCACACAAGCGUCGAUGACAGCAUCCACAUGGUCCCUUUUCAAUUUGAUCUGAUGCAGCUGCUUCCCCGGUGCCAGCAAGUGGAGCUGUUCUUUCUUACUUUCAGCACAGCACUGCAGAGCUCAGAGCCCCAGCCCUGUGUGCCCAACGACCUGCUUCUGAGCCUAUUCCACAGCAGCCUGGCCCAGGAGCUGAGUGACAGGGAGGUGCCUCUGUGUGAGCGCGACCACAAUGCCUUGGUCCAACACAUCCUACAGCGAGAACGCCACGGACACACACCACCAUUCUGUGUACUGCCGAGCACAGAGGAGCGUCUCCAGCCACUGGGCAAACAAGCUACCCACCACACCAGUGGGGACAGUAAAGAGGUGAUCAGCUCUACCAGCACACUGCAGAGUCUGAACACCACAGAGCUGGUCGAGGAAGAGCCUCUGCUGCCUGCUCCAUACUCCUCUCCUCAGUGGAGGUGCUAUGCCAAGUCCAUCAGCUCCCAGCACAUCCUGCUCACAUUGGUGCCCGCCACCUUCAAUGAUCUGCAGAUGUUGAUGGCUUCAGGGCUGGAGAGUGACAGCAGCACCGGGAGCACUCAGGACGAGGACACCCUGACCACCAGUGUGCGCUCCCAUGUGGACUCUCUGUGUGCCAGUCUGGACAGGUCUGAAUGCGGGCCCCUGACAGCCAGUGUGGAGCACUCUGAAGGGAGGCCCCUGACCUCCUGUGUGUCCCCCAGUCUGGAUGGACUCAGCACUACCUGUUCUCCCCCUGAUGCCUGGGGCCCCGGGGAUCAGCCAAUGUCUGAGAAUGAGAGCAUCAACUCCAGCUCAGAUGUGGACAGAGAGAAAGUGGUGAUGCCAGAGCUCCCUGUCAGCGCGAGUGCUCCCCAAGCCAGGGCCUCUCAGCUCGGGGCCUCUCAGCUCAUGUGUCCUGUGUACGUGUACAGCUGUGCCCUGGAGCAGCUCAGGGAGCAGCUGGUGCAGCCCAUGUCCAGCCGCCGACCCACCGACAUCUUCCUCAGAUCUUCACUUCCUACAGACCUGUGGGACUUGUGUCAGCAGAUGAAGUUCAGGAGUGUGUCCCAGGACCGCAGUAGCCCAUCCCCCUGGCCCGAGCUCCUGUCCCAGCCCCACAAACACAAGGACCUGGCCCACUACUGCAACCUGCUCCAGGAGCACUACCACCAGUGCUACGUCAAAGGAGUGUACCGCAGCCUGCAGCAGUCCUACAGCAUCAGUGCCCAGGAUGUCCUGCUGGCUAUGGACUACUGUGAAGAGUCCCUUCAGGAGAUGGACAUCAGCGCCUUCCUGUACACGCUCUGUGGACAUGUGCGGCGCUUCAGAGAGCAGCCAUGGCCCCAGGCAGCCUUUACCAUUGGGGACAUGGAGGAACAGUGUGCAGUCAGCAGUGUGGAGAUCGACACCAACAAUGAAAGUGAGUGUACAUCUCCACGAGCCGAAUGGGAGACAAGGUCUGAUCCACUCCCCGAGUUUCCUCUCUCCCUGCUGCAGAGCCAGUCCAAGUGUGAAGUGUACCCGAAGCUGCACCAGAUCAUACAGGAUCAGUUCAGUAAGAUUUUGUCCCAAUAUUUCAAACCUGUCCCAUCCAGUCCACACUACUUCUUUUACUGUCCUCCGUCAAAUAAAGAGCAGGACUCUGACAAUGAAGAGACAGAGAGGAGGCCUAUAGAGGACAUGGUGUCUGAGGCAGAGCCAGCUACAGAAGAUGAGGCCAUGUGUGUGCAGACGGAGAGCGACUCAGACCUGCUAGUGGAGUAUGAGGACCAGCCUGACCCCAGCACUCAGGCUCUGGGCAGCUCUGUGUCUGAUUCUAACACAGUGAACCAGGAUGAUGACUCCUUCAGCAUCCUGGAGGGUGGCUCUGUUGAGGGGCUGCAGCUGGACAUGCCCCCCCUCUUUGUGCACAUCACCUGCUCCGUGAACGUAAAGAGUAGCCACGGCUCUGUGCCCGUCCAAACUCUACCCACCUGCCUGGGUCAGGUCAUUUCCUGUCUGGAGAACGUGGAGCUGCUCCACUCGGUGGAUCUGAAGGACCUCUCAAUCACACUUGAUAUUUUCAUCCUGACACUUCCUUUGGAGAUAGAAGUACUGGCUGAUUUUCACCACAACAGGUACAUGUCCGAGAGCAGUGUGUCUCUGAACCGCUCCCCGGGACAGCCCUCCUCAUAUCGCUCGGAUGAUGAGCUGCUGGUGGGGCUAGAUGCUUUGCGGGCAGGAGGCAUGGAUGGGGUCAGUGGGGACCCUCUUUCCAAGCUACCGGAACCUCACAGAUCAGCCAUCGUGGCCACCAUGGACGAGAUCCGCUGGCUGCUGGAGGAUGAGAUGGUAUCAGCCCUGCGCUCCUGUCAUCGGAUCAGCUCAGACACUCUGCUCAAAGUGGUCGCGCACGUGUCCCGCUCAGCCGGACGCCCGCACUGUCACUGUGAGGAGGUGCCUCUGCAAUUUGUCUUCGGCCCUGAACAGUCGUUGGCGAAGUUCAAACAGGAGUUCCGGCACGUGUCUCUGGCUGGAUAUGUAUUUAAUGCAGAGGAAGAUUUCUUCUACAUUUCUCUGAGCCGACUGCACCCUCAGAGAAUCCACAGCACCAACAUGCUCCCUCUAAGCAUGAGGCCUCACACUCCCAGUGGCCCCUACCCUGAUACACCGGGGGGCCCUGCUGAGGCAGACUCUAACCUGGGUCCCUGUGCAGACCUGCUGAACCUCUCUGACUCGACUUCAGGAGCGGAGCCAAUGUCCUUCAGAACAGAGCCUCUAGCGUCAUGCUCACCCCCCAAAACACCCUCUAGUGGCAGCUUGGCUGAGUGCACAGGGCCCAUCUUUCACACCUGUGAGAGGUCUAGACCCAGCCGUGUGCAGAGCGUGGUUUCUAGUCAGGGCAGCCUGGAUUCUGACACACAAGGCUAUGACGGCGGCAGCAGUGACUCUGAAUGUGAGAGCCCCACCCUUGGGGAGCGGGACACACAACCCCCUCUGAUGCCCCAUUUCUGGUUAAUCCUGCGAGUACACCAGGACCGUGUGAAGGUCUAUUCACACUCCAGAAACCUGAGUGCUGAAGUGCAAACCAGCUGUGAGGAAGUGCAGAACAAAGAGGAGCAGCAGCCCGAGUACCUGCAGCUCCAUCAGGCUGUGGUCCAGAAGAUCAGUGAGAUCUGCCGGGUUGUCAAUCAGCGCAUGCUGCUUCAGGAUCUUCAUGACAGUCACGUGUGUAACUCUCUGUUGGUGGCUGAGAGCGAGGAGGACAUCUGGAAGAAUGAGGCGGUGUACAGGCAGCGGGCACACACCUCUGAUGAUUACAGCACAGAAGAGAGCUACCAGGCCCGAGACUACCUAGCUGCCACGAUGCAGUUCAUCCCUGGACACUUUGCCUGUGACGUGGUAUGGAGAACCAUCAUCCAGAUUCACCCACGCCUAAAGAUGGGGCCCAACAUGGGAGUUUCUAGAGCCAUCCAGGCACUACGGUCAGUGCUGAGCUCUUUCUGUGUGGUCAACCGGAAGAACAUGUUUGUCUACCAGGAACGCACAACCAAAUCAGUCUUCUACCUCAGGCUCUGUGAGACUUCGUUGGAAAAUCAGCACCCCUCACAGCGCUCUAUGGCCCUCGCCCGGAGCCAGGAGCCCUCCUUUUCAGAUGACCUCACGGGUUCCCGGUCCUCCCUGGAGGCUUCCCGGCCGGUGGGCCAGGUGGACAAACACAUCCUGCUCCUGGUGCAUGGAGUAGAGAACGCAGGCCCUGAGAUCACUGAUGAACUAGUCAAAGUGUUGCAGAAGCGCCUGGAUGAGACCACCCUGGACAUCAUCACAGUCAUGCUCGUCCGUAACUGCAAACUGACCCCUGCCGAUGUGGAGUUCAUCCAGCCGUUGGACGCUGCCCCCUCAGAGGUGAUGGUCUUCAGACUGCCUCCAUACUGCAGUGCCUGGCUCCCUGCUGUGGCUCACUACCUCCGCCAGAACCUGCUCAUCUUCCUGCAUGUGCCCAAGUACACAGACAACAACACAGCCCACCACUUCAAGCACUGCAGUGCUGUGAGCAAUGAUGGAGCAGAUGGAGACAUUUACCUGUACAACAAACCAGGAGGCCAGGGCACGGGGGGCAAAGGUAUCGCUUGCAUCACCCUGACGUUUGUGAAUGGAGAAGGCAGCGCGGUGCCCAUACAGGGGCAGAGAACUGAGAGCAGCGUUCUGACGUUUGACCCCGAGCAUUACGAGGAGCUGACCACGGUGCUGAAGGUGCACUCUGGCUUCAACAGUUCAGGAGAAAGCGACGCAAAAGAAACAGAGCCACAACUGUAUACACGCUUCAACAUCUGGGAACAAGGAAACAUCAGCCCAUUGCAGUUGAGUGACAAACUGCAGGGGGCGCUGCGCCAUGCUCUUUGUGAUGUAGUGAUGGAGGUACAAGUACUACCCAACUUGCUGUGUGUGGGAGUGUCCUGCCGACCGGCCAAAGCCUCCAGAGAAGAGGCUAAAGAUGUGGCAUCUUCAGUGCUAGAUGUCAAGGACAGGCAGCGCAGUGGCUUACGGCUUCUCAAAGGAAGCCCUGCUCCCAUUGUGUUCAGCCAAGGCACAGGCUCCGCCCCCCUGUCUCCAGAGUCCACCACCCCCACAAGCAAGAGCACCCGCCGCAGCUUCUGGGACAUCUGGUCAAGUAAACCUGACUCCACCGAACUGGGUAGUCCAAAAACCACAGAUGACAUUGUCCAGGAGAGGGGCGAGGAGGGCAGAGCCACACGUCGCAGACACAAGACGGAGACGGUCAGGCAGCAGUGGGGUCAGGAGAGGGGCGGGCUGAUGGAGUUGGAGCAACAGAGGAGACAACUGGCCCAGCUGGAGGAGGGGGACGUGGGAGCAUUGCAUCCCAUCUAUCAGCAUGUCUGCGAGUCCUGGAUAACAUUUAUGACCAGACUGGGUUGCCCUUCCAUUCAGCAGUGUGCGGCGGAGCUGGCCUCUCACUUCCUUCUGCCAUCAUUCCUUACAGAGAUCAUCAGUCUGGUCAGCUCUUUGGCCAGCGACACAGUGGUCAAGGCCUUCCAGAAGACCAGCUGCUCACUCUCUGGAGAGCUGUUCCUUCCUCUGAGUGUGGGGCAGAGUCUUGUCCCAUCACUGAACGCCUCACGGAGCUUUAUUCUUAUCGGGCGCAACUUUCACCAGUGGCACAACAGCACACAGCAAGUGAACAAGGGCCUGCAACACUUCGAAGCCCUGGAACACAGUGAGGGGGCUGUCCCAGACCAGGGCGGGACAGAUGCCGCACCGCGACAGAGGUUUCUGUUCAUCACCAUCACCCAUAAAAAGGUGGCUCUGUAUAGCUACAACUGGUCUGUGGACUUGGGCUGUACGCUGAACAGGGAGCUGCUGCGCCUGGUGCACUGGCAGAAUGCACGAGCCCAUGUGGUCCACUGCCUCCUCAGCCAGAAGAUGGGACUGUUCCACCACUACUGCUUCUCUGACACGCCUGUCCACCAGCUGGAUCUCAAACAGGAGCCAAACCCAUUCUUAAGCCCAUCCAUGGAGCCCGACGCUCUGCUGCGCAGUGCAAUGCCCCCAGUGUCCAGUAAGGACCAGAGCAGACUGGGGGGCAUGGGACACAGUCUGGCCCCACUGCACUUCCCCUCAGAGCUGCUGCCAUUUGACGAGGCUCUGAGGGACGUGUGCUCGAUCCCCGGGCUGAGCGAGGGGGAUGCGGUGUCUCGACACGGGGGACAACUCCUGGACAUCAAGGCUGGAGAGCGCAGAGAGCUGGAGAAGCAGAUGAAGAUCGAAAAUCUGUUUGUGACUUGGCAGCAACGCUCAGCUCAGUCUAACAUGCCCAUUUCUGCAGCAGAUCUGGAGAUUCUCAAGCAGUCGUCUAGAUUGGUCCACUACUGUGCCACUCCUCUGCUGUUUGACCCGCUUUUCCGCAAAAACAUUCAGGAAGAGCAAGUCAUCCAUUCUCCAGUAAAGAAGCGUCACCGCUCCAAUGACUCGAGUACAUCUGGCCGAGACCGCAGCUACAGCACUGAUUCUGGGGACAUGCUGCCCAUCCGCCUGCGGGAUGAGCCCUGGCUCGAGGAUGUGUCCUGUUCCUUCCUGCAGCACUAUGUGCAGUACCUGCAGAGUAUGGGCUUCAUCCUGGUGCAGGUGCGCCCCCAGUCCCCCGCACGGAGUAUUGCGAGGAGCCGUGCUGCCAUGUUGAGCUCCAUGUCCUCAGAGGGUCGGAUGUCCUUCUCCUACGUCAAACAGAAGAGUGAGGACAGCCCUAAGACAUCUCCAUCAGCAACUACACAUUACCACCUGCAGAGGGCGCUUCCUGGAGGAAUUGUUCUCAUGGAACUGGCUUUUCAGGGCUGUUACUUCUGUGUCAAGCAAUAUGCACUGGAAUGUUCCCGUAUACCCAUGGGUCAGUCCGUCAACUCCCAGGGCAGCCUCCUCGCCAAACCACGUGCCCGGCCGUACCCAGAUGCCUCGCUCGUGUCUGACUGUGCGCUCUCCAUGCUUUUCACCGAGGAGUGUGACAAAGUGAGGGAUCUGAUGCAUGUGCACUCCUUCAGCUAUGACUUCCACCUGCGCCUGUGCCACCAGUACCUGCAGGGCAGUCACAUGACCCUCCGGCAGGGCUACCAGCUCACAGACUUCCUGGACGACUUCAUCUCCCACCACCCUGACAUCCCCAAGUUUGGACACAACCAUGUCUUCCAGGGAAGCUUUUCCAUGUCCACGGGGAUCAUCCCUGCCCACCAGCUCUACAACUACAUCACUGACCACGCAGGCACCUACGGCAUGAAGCCUCUGCGCAUGUCGAGAGCAGCCACCUCCUCUGACAGUAAGAAGGCUCCUCCCGAGCUGCACGAGUAUGCCCUGGUGGCUCUGUGGACCAGCUCAGGCUCUUAUAAAGACCUGGAGGGCCUGCACCAUCACGACGACUUUGACGUGUCUCUGGUGGUGUGUCACAACGCUGUGCCAUUUGAGGAGCAGUCAGACAAAGAGAGGCACCUGCUCAGGCUGAGGUUCUACGUGCUGAUGACCAGUCAGAGAGAGCUGUUUCCUCGCCUUACCGCAGACAUGCGGCGCUUUAAGAAGCUGCCCCAGAUCCACAAGGAGCCAGAACCUGAGCAGGCCCGACACGCGGAUAGAGCUGAGGGCUCUCAGGACGGGUGGGAGCAGGCAGUCUGUGAGGCCAUCUCUGAUGGGAAUGAGUUCUAUCCUCUGGCUGGAGGCUCGGAGCUGCCCCCCCUGCCCCCUCUGUUCCCUCUGCUGCAGAACGAAGUGUCCACGGCUCAAAGGCAGAUGAUCCAGAGCACAGUGGAGCAGGCCAUGGAGCACUGCCGCAGGGACAACCUCUGGAGGAGAUUGUUCCAUGGAGAGCAUGUUACUCUGGACAAACUCAAGCUAACAAAACUGUCCUUCAGCGAGCUAGAGGAGCUGCUGGGGGCAGUGCAGAGCUGCUCUGUGGGGGACAUCGACCCUCAGCUGGAGUGCUUCCUGAGCAUGAGCCUGACCUGGUACCAGAACCUCAUCAAAGUCCUGCUCAACCGCUUCCCUCAGAGCUGCAGACACUUUGAUGAAUGCGGGGUGCAGUAUCUGGCUGUCCUCAACCAGAAGUUCACUGACUGCUUCGUGUUGGUCUUUUUGAACGCUCAGACUGGUAACACGAGUUUGAAGGUGGUGUUCCGGGAGCCACUGCCUGUUCAGCCCCCCUCUGGAGGCAGCCCCCCUCCUCAACUCGUUCACAUGUACCACCACCUGGAGUCCAUCAUCAACACAGCCUGCUAUAACCUGUGGACUGGCCUCCUGUAGAGACACAGCCUGCAGCCCCAAGCACUCAUGCUACUGCUAAAUUUACUGCUAAAUCUAUUGCUAAGGGACUUUCUGGUGCACUUUUUUGACCAUCUCAUAUCCAAAGCCUAACCCUAAAGGAACCAUAUGUACCCUGCGCACUUACUGUUUAAAAAAACACUGCACUAGUACUGUGCUAUGGUUGGCAGUAGGUGCUGGGAUUUAAAAGGACUCUCUGACAAUCCAGAUGAGAGUCCUUUUAAGUUUAAACCAACUGGAUUUCAGCUUUGAAAUUGGCAACCCAAAUGAGAUACUCAUGUGACGCUCAUUCUGCUUUCUGAUUGGAUAAUCAUCUUGUAAGUAAGAAUAAAUCAGCACAAUAAUGUUAUCAGUAAAAGCUAUAUUUGAAUAUGAUGGCAAUAUGAGCAGUUGUGUUUUGAGUUUUUUCUUGAGUAAUGCAGAAUAUAGGGAGCCACUGUUUGUAAACCUGUGCCAGGGGGCACAAAAAGUAAAACCAAACUCUUCCUUUCAGACCUGAUCCUUCCCCUCCUUUCAGACCUGUUCAAGAGCAUUUUUGGUUUUGUUUUGCAUUAUAUGGUGGCUUAAGGAAAAAUAGUCUUAAUGUAUUUCAAUAUGUAUGAAUAAAAUGUGACUGAGCAUCCACACUACAAAGUUUCUAUGAAGAACACGAGAAGGAUUGAAAGUCAUUUUUUAAAGGUUUCUCUUAGUUUUAAUUGUGUAGUGUGUGUUUCUGGAUCUCCUCAUCUCAGGGUGGUUCUCGCAUAAUGCCAAAUAAUUUGUAAAAUUAUUCAAUCAUCGAGUUGUGGCAGUGUUACACUCCAACUGUAAAUAUUCACCACUCAGCACUUUUUACAUUAAUGCAACUUUCUAUAUUUAUACUGUACAGCAGGACAGUGACAUGCACUGUGAUAGGAACUCUUCUGCUAACCAAUCUGCACCCACAGCCAUCUGCAUUUAAAACAUCCCUACCCUGAGCACUGGGUGUUCGGGACCAGGCUUGGGUGUAGCUUCUUUUCCAGCAUUAUUAUGGUUUUGGGUUGGUGUAGGAAGUGCCUUUUCGUUUGAAUGUGAACUGCCUUUGUGUGUCCAUGGUGUUCAUUAGACUGGAGUGCUGGCAUGUACAUUUCUGUGCAUACACCAAACUGAAAUAAAGAUG
Periophthalmus magnuspinnatus is the source of this 11926-nucleotide messenger RNA. It is a transcript of the gene szt2, whose product is annotated as SZT2 subunit of KICSTOR complex. The record is from RefSeq and is a predicted model, not a curated record. Gene Ontology annotation, cellular component: peroxisome. NCBI's taxonomy places the organism in Eukaryota, Metazoa, Chordata, Actinopteri, Gobiiformes, Gobiidae. Bases 52 to 10770 code for a protein of 3572 amino acids. The transcript has 74 exons.